This is a messenger RNA of Periconia digitata, 3365 nucleotides long. The record is from the annotation of a GenBank genome assembly. Lineage: Eukaryota; Fungi; Ascomycota; Dothideomycetes; Pleosporales; Periconiaceae.
UGCGGCAAGUUGAACUGGACCCUCGUACGCCAGACGGUUGAUCUCGAUUUUCAAUCUUGGUAGAUUUUCGUGAAGGUGUGAGUUUGUUUGUGUGGGUCAAUGUCAAGAUGAUGAAGAAGCGAGAGCGAAGUUUGGUUUUAUGGACCAAACAAGAGGUAUAACAAAAAGACACUCUUAAUAAUGUAUGUUUGUCCAAGCAAGCGUACAACGACCUGUAAGUUGGUAGGAAGCUUGGCUCUCAAGAGUGAAUGAUUACUUUGGUGCCGUCAUGUACACGUUGUCAAGACAAGUCAAUGUUGAGAUUAUCACAACCUGUGACAUUUAUUGUAUGAUAUUGUAUGAUAUUGUAUGACAUUGUAUGACAUUGUAUGAAUUAUUAAUGCUAGUUAUUCCACUCAUCUCCUCAACUUUGCUUGGUAUACACGUAACACACGCAGGUAGGGUGUAGCUGCAUGCUGGUUGAGUCGAUACUGGAGAGCCACGAGCGGCGGCCAACGACCAGCCGUCCAAUCCAACUUGGACCCUUCCGAAGUCUUGGCAGGCAACAUCGCAAGUAACCCACCUCGACACAAGGCGACGCAGUGCGGAACAGCAACUCAUUCUCCACUACAUCCACUCCUCCGACUCCCCCAAAAAUUACGACCUGACCCCCAAUUGCAAGGACCGUGUUUCUUGUGUUCGACCCCUCUAGCCUUUCGAUUCGCGCGCGCCGGGCGGGCUUUAAGUAGCCACGUCUUUCCAAACCAUUCACCCACCCCUCCGUUCAGCAACAUCCCCCAGCUGCAACCAUGCGUCUAGACGUAAAGAGGCAACUUUUUGCGCGGUCGGAAAGGGUCAAAGGAAUUGAUUUCCAUCCGACUGAGCCAUGGAUUCUCACGACAUUGUAUAGCGGACACGUUAACAUAUGGUCAUAUGUUUCUCAGUCCAUUGUCAAGACAUUCGAACUCACAGAUGUACCCGUUCGAGCGGGUCGCUUCAUUGCGCGCAAGAAUUGGAUAGUCGCCGGUUCGGACGAUUUCAAGCUGCGCGUAUACAACUAUAAUACUUCGGAGAAGAUCACAGAGUUCGAGGCGCACCCAGAUUAUAUCCGUGCCAUCGUAGUGCACCCGACCCAGCCUUUCGUUUUGACCGCCAGUGAUGACAUGACAAUCAAGUUGUGGGAUUGGGAUAAAUCAUGGAAAUGCGUGCAGAUAUUCGAGGGCCACGGACAUUAUGUCAUGGGUAUCGCCAUAAACCCCAAGGACCCCAACACAUUUGCCUCGGCCUGUCUUGACCGCACUGUCAAGAUAUGGUCCUUGGGCAGCUCGACACCCAACUUCACCCUCGAAGCCCACGAGGCCAAAGGUGUCAAUUUCAUCGAUUACUACCCUCAGUCGGACAAGCCCUACCUUCUUACGACAUCCGACGAUCGCACCGUCAAGGUUUGGGAUUACACAACCAAAGCUCUUAUUGCUACGUUGGAAGGUCACACCUCGAACGUUAGCUUCGCCGUUUACCACCCCGAAUUACCCGUCAUCAUCUCCGGUUCCGAAGACGGCACAAUCAAGAUUUGGCAUUCCUCGACUUACAGACUGGAACAAUCCUUGAAUUAUGGUCUCGAGAGGGCUUGGUGUGUGGCUUACCAGAAGGGCCAGAAUGGCGUCGCCUUGGGUUUCGACGAUGGCGCUGUAGUUAUCUCCAUGGGUCGUGAAGAGCCCGCCGUCAGUAUGGACGCAGGAGGCAAACUUCUCUGGGCACGACACAACGAAAUUAUGACCACCGUUAUCAAAGGCAACGAGAAGCUCAAAGACUCCGAGCGGCUCACAUUGCCCACGAAGGACCUCGGAUCGACGGAAAUUUACCCUCAGUCACUGCUCCACUCGCCAAACGGACGUUUUGUAGCUGUUUGUGGCGAUGGCGAAUACAUCAUUUACACCGCACUUGCUCUCCGUAACCAGGCUUUCGGUUCAGCUUUGGAUUUCGUCUGGGCUUCCAAGGAUCACGACAAAGACUACGCCAUCCGAGAGUCAUCCACGAGCGUUAAGAUUUUCCGGAACUUAAAAGAGCGAAGUGUCCUCAAUGUUGGCUUCUCGGCCGAAGGCUUAAGUGGGGGUAUCCUGCUCGGUGUCAAGGGUCAGGGUGGCAUUGGCUUGUUCGAUUGGGAUUCUGGCGCACUUGUCCGAAGGAUAGAAGUUGAGCCCAAGAGCGUGUACUGGUCAGAAAGUGGCGAGCUCGUUACGCUCGCGACAGAAGACACAUUCUACGUUCUAAGGUAUUCUCGCGAAAACUAUCUCGAAGCAGUACAGAAUGGCGAGAUAGAUGAAGAUGGCGCCGAGUCGGCAUUCGAAGUCGUCUGUGAUAUCAACGAGAGUGUACGGACUGGUACCUGGGUCGGAGAUUGCUUCAUCUACACCAACAGCACAAACCGACUCAACUACUUGGUCGGCGACCAAACUUAUACCAUUUCUCAUUUCGAUCACCCUCACUAUCUCCUUGGCUACCUACCGCGCGACUCGAGGAUUUACAUUGCCGACAAGGACGUCAAUGUUGUCUCAUUCGCUCUUUCGCUUGCUGUCGUUGAGUACCAAACAUUGGUCCUCCGAGGUGACUUGGAAGCAGCAGAAGAGUUGCUUCCUUCAGUGCCCAAGGAUCAAAACAACAAGAUUGCUCGUUUCCUCGAAGGCCAGGGACACAAGGAGCUCGCGCUCAAGGUCGCCACAGACCCAGAGCACCGCUUCGAUCUUGCUCUUUCUCUUGGCGAUCUUCAACAAGCAGUCGGAAUAGCCCGUGAGCAGGACACUGAGCACAAGUGGAAGACCGUCGGUGAUGCGGCGCUCAGCGCCUGGGAUGUCACCCUCGCACAGGAGUGCUUCGUGAAAGCCAAGGACCUGGGCUCUCUCCUCCUGGUAUACAGUGCAACCUCGGACGCGUCCGGUCUGCGCGAACUCGCCGCGCUCGCCGAAACUGCCACUGCCAACAACAUCGCUUUCUCGGCACUCUGGCAAACGGGCGAUGUGCAAGGAUGCCUCGAUAUUCUUGUCAAGACAAAUCGCCUGGCUGAAGCAGUUCUCUUCGCGCAGACAUACAAGCCCUCGCAAGCAGCCGGCCUGGUAAAACAGUGGAAGGUCAGCUUGGAGAAGGACGGAAAGAACAAGGUCGGACGACUUCUCGGUGUUCCCCCUGCCGAUGGCGAGGGUGACGAGGAGAUGUUCCCCGAGUGGGACGAGUACCUCAGGCUGGAGCGGGAAGGUGGGACAGUUGACGACCUGUUGUUGCCUGGAGGAGCUGCCGCGGAUGAAGAGGUUGAUGCCGAGGUUGAGGCUGCUGAGGAGGAGGUUGCUGAAGAAGCUGAGGAUGAUGAAGACGAUGACGAAGACGAGGAGUAG